GUCGUGUAGUUACAACGUCAAUUCUACUCAUAGUAUAACCUCCACGGUAAUACUCAAGAAGGCCUAUUUCCCACACUACACCCCCUUUGAACCGAAUAAAAUACACCACUCUCAAAUACUAUCAACAUGGCCGAUAAAAAGGGCUCGGCGUACGGCACGCCGGCCGACGAUACGUCCUUCCGGCGGAGCUACGACCUAGACGAGUACGCGCAGAAAGCCAAGGUACGAGAGGCAGCCGAUAAAGAAGAAGCGAAGGCGCGAUAUGAGGCAAAAAUGGCUGGAAAAAAGUACUACAAGCCUAUGACGGGCGACGAGACGCUCACGCGGGCGCGGCGCGAUAUCAUCGACCUCGAGGCCAACGUGGGCAAGACGACACUAGUCCCGGCGGGCGCGGGCCAGGGCAAAAGGGGCCGCGGCGCCGGGUUCUACUGCAGCGCCUGCGACCUCACGUUCAAGGACAACAUGCAAUGGGUCGAGCACGUGAACAGCAUGCAGCAUCUACGGAACAUCGGCGAGACAGGCGAGGUCAAAAAGGCGAGCGCGGAAGAAGUCCACCAGCGCAUCACGGAGGUAUGGGAGCGGCUGCAAGAGCAGAAAAAGGCAAGCACGACGACGCUAAAAGAGCGGUUGGAAAUGCGCGAGGAGGAGGCGACUAAGGAGAGGGAGGCGAGGCGGCUUAAGAGACAGGAGGAGCUGGCGAAGAAGAAGGCGGCGCAAGACGCGCAGGAGAAGAUUAAGACUGAGUAUGGCGACGACGUGCGGAUCGAGGGAGAGCAUGAUGAGGAUGAUAUGAUGGCUGCGAUGGGGAUUACGGGGUUUGGGACGUCGAAGAAGAAGAAGUAGCCAGGUGACGGAAUCAUAAGGGACAUUCAGGGAAUGAUAGUUAUAUUAAAGUAUAAGCGAAGGGAUGGCGUUAAGGUGCAUCAGAUACGGCGUUUGGUUUGAUCCAAGUUUGGGUUGCUUAGGCGGUAUCUUGGUUUGAUUCUUACGGCCAUGUGUAUAGGUACCUAUUUGGGGCUGGUUUUGUAUUAAUGCCCUGUUUACCUCUGGUAUAAAAUGAAAGCCACGGGCUGUAAGGUGCUUCUUGGGCUGGAUAGUAGAAUUCAUUAGCAAUCUAUCAACUCCUCUGUCCCUUAGUUUCUGUGUAUAUGAUUUUAAUAUGAUAUAUGGUCUAUAUAUAUUUACAUAUAAGUACCAAGGUAGUAUCAACAAG
Daldinia loculata is the source of this 1213-nucleotide messenger RNA. RefSeq lists its product as uncharacterized. Bases 127 to 843 code for a protein of 238 amino acids. Lineage: Eukaryota; Fungi; Ascomycota; Sordariomycetes; Xylariales; Hypoxylaceae. The transcript has a single exon. Gene Ontology annotation, biological process: mRNA splicing, via spliceosome. Gene Ontology annotation, cellular component: U4/U6 x U5 tri-snRNP complex; spliceosomal complex. The record is from RefSeq and is a predicted model, not a curated record. Gene Ontology annotation, molecular function: nucleic acid binding; zinc ion binding.